Phragmites australis (common reed) is the source of this 1361-nucleotide messenger RNA. Its product is annotated as probable WRKY transcription factor 57. Bases 262 to 1179 code for a protein of 305 amino acids. The transcript is spliced from 3 exons. The record is from RefSeq and is a predicted model, not a curated record. Lineage: Eukaryota; Viridiplantae; Streptophyta; Magnoliopsida; Poales; Poaceae. Gene Ontology annotation, molecular function: DNA-binding transcription factor activity; sequence-specific DNA binding. Gene Ontology annotation, biological process: regulation of DNA-templated transcription.
CCUCGUUAAUUUCAAUUAAUUACCCUGCCCCCGAUCGAAAUAAUGCACGGCCCCGGCACAGCACAACACGGGCGGCGCCACACUAAAAAUCCUCCACUCCUAGCGCUGCAGCAGCACACUAGCUGGAGCACAAGGCACAAACAAAGCGACGCAAACCCUCCUCCAGUUAGCUAGCCAGUGACAGUGAGCUCGCGCCGUCGCACUCGCAGCUAGUUAGCUAGAGAGCGAAGCGAAGGCGGCUUUGAUCGGAUCGGAUCAGGGAUGCGCAUGGCCGACGCCGCCGGAGACAGGCCGGAGGGGGUUGGCGGCUGGCCGUUCGCUGGCGCUGGCGCCGACGCCGACGCCUUCGCGGAGUACUCGUCCGUCUUCGCGGAGCUCGGCUGGCCGGACGGCCUGGCCGCGGGCGCCGGGGAGGUGCCGGUGCUGGAUCUGCCUGAGGCGGCACCGCCGGCAGAGGUGGCGCGGCCGGAGGAGCCGGCGCCCGCCAGGCCGGGGGACGCCGGUGCGUCGUCGAGCUCAAGCGGCGGCGAUGGCGACGGUGCCGCGAGGGGAAACGCCGAUCGGAAGCCGGCCGCCGAGGCAGCGAGCAUGGAGCCGGCGGCGGCGAAAAAGGGGCAGAAGCGGGCGCGGCAGCCGCGGUUCGCGUUCAUGACCAAGAGCGAAAUCGACAACCUGGAGGACGGCUACAGAUGGAGGAAGUACGGCCAGAAAGCUGUCAAGAACAGCCCUUUCCCAAGGAGCUACUACAGAUGCACCAACAGCAAAUGCACUGUGAAGAAGCGCGUGGAGCGGUCUUCAGACGACCCCUCCGUGGUGAUUACCACCUACGAAGGCCAACAUUGCCACCACACCGCCUCGUACCAGCUUGGUGGAGGCGGUGCCACGGUGCAGAUCCAUAGCGCGGCCGCCGUCGCGCUUGCGGAGCAAAUGCCAUCGUUCGUCCCGGCGCAGCAGCCCUACAACUUGCCACCGUUGCACCCACAGAGUUCUCCUACCUCGGCAUCGACAUCUUUGCAGCAUCUGAACGGCAGCGAGGAGCUGCGGCGGACAAGCUACAGCCCAAGGGUGUCCAUGGCGCGAUCGCCGCCGUCGUCGUCGCCAUCAGUGCCUCCUGCCAUUACAGUUGAGAAGGCGGGGCUACUGGACGAUAUGGUGCCUCAUGGAGUAAGACAUAGAUGAUGGCAAUAUAUAGUAAAUAAAUUGGGCUAAAAUAAAUUUUGACUAAGGGUCUGGUACUAAUGCACGGCCAUAAGCAAAUGACGCUAUCUCAAAUACUAAAAAAAUCAUGUUGUUUUUCUUUAUGGGAUAGUCUAAGCAGUUCGUUAUUCUGAUUGAAAUGACAUAGUUCGUUAUUGUCUGCC